AUGUCGGGACAAGCUUCAACUUCUACAGACCCCCCUUCCGCAACAGUACAACCCGGAAGAGGAAAAGUCAAACUCCCAGACAACUACACAGGCAACCGCAUCGAAUCCCAGAAAUUCAUGCUCCAAUGCCUUCUUCUUUUCGCAGCAGAAUCCGAUCAGUACAAGACCGAUCAAGACAAGAUAUCCCUGGUGCUCUCAUACAUGAGAUAUGGCAUGGCAGGAGCUUGGGCCAAGAACUUCCUCCUCAAAUCAGUAGGAGCGGACCCUCCCACCGAUCUAGGAACUUGGAGGGACUUUUUAACAAAGUUCAAACUCCAAUUCAGGGAGACAGGCAAGACCAACAAAGCGCGAAGCGCACUCAUGGCCUUCUCCCAAGGACGAAUGAUGGUUGAUGAAUACUCCAACCAAUUCAUUCUCAUCGCCGCCGAUGCCGACAUCUCCGACAAGGAACAAGUCCCUUACUUCCAACGCAGGUUAGACCCGCGCGUCAUGGACAAGAUAUAUGACAAAGAAGUACAGCCAAAGGACACCAUUCAGGAUUGGAUUAAUACAGCCUGCGAAAUAGACGGACGACUCAGAGCUAGAUCUGCUCAAAAAGCCAUCCUCGCCAACUCCACCUCCUUUCGCAGCGAUUACUUGAAUCGCUUCCACACUCAACCAGCCGUCCGCUACAACUCCACCACCGCUCCUCGAAGAAUGAACAACCAGGUGGUUGACAUGGACAUCGACGCUACCAGGAAGCAGGCGUUCAACCAGUUCGAGGAAACUCGAAGAGACGCUUGGGUACGACAGGGAGAAGAAACCGCGCAGCUGAUUUGGAAGAAGAAGAUGACGCACCCGCUAUGGGAAACCAAGCGGGAAUUUAUCGAAGAAUGGAGACAGAGAAUGUUCAUUGCAACGACCAGCGGGUACCACAACCUGGUCCUUCGAUGGAACGUCCUCACUCUGCCCCAUCCGGACGACCCCAAAACGACCAUGGGCGACGCACUAUGUUACCUAACGGACGACGGGGAGAUGGAAGCAUUAGUCAUUCUGCUCGAAUCGGAGCAGUGCUAG
This is a messenger RNA of Heterobasidion irregulare TC 32-1, 1056 nucleotides long. RefSeq lists its product as uncharacterized. The transcript is spliced from 2 exons. The coding region runs from base 1 to 1056 and encodes 351 amino acids. Lineage: Eukaryota; Fungi; Basidiomycota; Agaricomycetes; Russulales; Bondarzewiaceae. The record is from RefSeq and is a predicted model, not a curated record.